AUGGCGGCGGCUGAUAUUGUCGUUAAACGCGACAAAGUCUGGGAUUGGCCUCUUCAAAAAAAUGACGAAUUUGUGAAAGUCGUAGAGGAUUCAAAGCACUUUGAAGUUGGCUUGGAUGCAAGGUUGUUUACACCCAAAGAAAUUCAGGUGAAAAUGAUUGGUGAAGAUCUCAUUCAAGUCAAGAUGGAACACGAAGCACAGAAGGGGGAUGUGACCAAUGUUAGCAGGAACAUUAUGAGGUCUGCAAAUACUCUUGUUUAA
Messenger RNA from Cylicostephanus goldi, 261 nucleotides. The record is from the annotation of a GenBank genome assembly. NCBI's taxonomy places the organism in Eukaryota, Metazoa, Nematoda, Chromadorea, Rhabditida, Strongylidae.